AUGGCUGCUAAUCGUUUAUGGUUGAAGGAAAUGUCGAAUUUCUAUGUUGCAGUCGUGAAAGCCACUCUUUAUUCGCCUACAUCUAAUAAGGAGGUGGAAUUGUGUUCUCCUGAAGCCGUGGGCAAGGAUCUCGCUGUCGUUAGUUUCAAGUGCUCUGAAUUCACAUCAGGCACGUACGCCUUGAGAAUCUAUCCUAAUCAAGCCGGAACCACCUCUUUCUCGAUACUUGUCGAUCACGUGCCAGCUAUUUCAAGAGAAAAUUGUCUUUUCCCAAUUGUUCUCGACUAUGAGUGGUGGUGCCGUAAAGCAAAUGGAGUUUACCAAGUACAGGUAGAUUCUACCGUCGGCCCCACGAAUAUCACACGAACACAAAUACUCACAUGCCUUGACAGAGGAGGCCAAGCUUGUGUUCAUGGCAAGCUGAAUAUGGAUCAAAACUGCAUUUGCGAUAUGGGAUGGGCAGGGGCCGAUUGCCUGACGCGUGUCUGCCAGAAUGGAGGAACUACGAUGCCAGACAAUACCUGUGCUUGUAUUCCAGGCCAAUAUGCUGGAGAGUUUUGUCAAACAAGUUUGCUUAGCUGUACCUCAUCACCCGAACUACCGUAUUUUGCAAACGAAGUGGCAUCGCUUAUACUAGUCGUUGAACGAUCAACGACUCCAUUAACUUUGGACAUCACAUCUGCAAUUAUGAGAUCAAUUGCUGGCACUCAAAUCGUUCUGGUUUAUUAUGGAGGAGGACUGGACCCAACAGUCAUGCUGUCGACGACGGACUCACAACUUUUCUCAAUCUUUCUUAAACAACAGCCUGUUGAGAACGUCGACUCCUCAGCUCCUCCUGAGUCACCUUACAACGCUCUUCUCUUAGGAAUGAAGGCUCAGUUAACCGCUCGAGCACUGUUGGUGUUAGUAUCCCGUGGAGGCGACUUCCCCAUCGAUGACGUGUUGGUGAAGCAGCUUUCUCAGCAAAGAGUUGAUCUUCGUGUGUUCACCGAACAAUACUCUUCAAACUUCUCAACUUUGGCUAUGUUAGGCAAUGGCAUCUCUUUCGUCGCUAGUAGAGACGACUUUCAAGAGGUUUACUUUCCGAACUACAUAGUGCCAAUAGCCUCGAAAGCCACCACCCUCUCAUCUCCUAUAUUGAACGUUAUCGCCUCCGAUACUUCUUGUAAUGCAACGAUCAGUAUACCAGCAGAGGACUUCUCUGCCUCACUCAAAUUAUUUGUUCACGUGACAAAUACUGAUGGAACAGUGACAGUGGUACAAGGUGGAUUGCCAGUGGAUUCAACAAAAGUUGGAGGAGGAACCUACUCACUCACAGUCAGUUCUCAAGUUGGGACCACUAUUUCUAUCAAUGGCAACGAUCAGUGCUCGUACUUCGUGGAAAUUCUUAAUUAUUACAAGGUUGGCUAUGUUUUCCAAAGAAAUAAUCUGGAUGAAAAUGGUUUUCUUGGGCCAGUAUCAGGAUCAAAUUACGUCUCGUUGUCUGCCGCGAACACUCCUCUUGUCAGUGACGUAUCUGUGACGCCCCGUAUUCAACUUCGUCCAAUAGCUAGGACUGGCACGUUGGGUAAUGUGAUUCCGGUGAAGACAACGGUGAAAAGUUCAGCCUGCGCUUAUAGCUACAUCGCCGAAUUGAACUGUACCACAGAUAUUUUUGGAUACCAAGCCCAGAUCCAAACAUUCCCGAAAACUUCCUCUAUGCGACAUCAGCAAAUUACUAUGGUUUGCCUACAGCUGGGGGCCUGCGUUUGGGCGUGGCUGGUAUUGAGAAGACCACAGAAUCUUACGAUAAGGGAGGCAAUGGAGUUCAAGGCUCAAGAUAUGCGACCACGAGGAGCCCCAAAGAAGACGUUGCGAGUUGUGAUCAGCAGUGACCUCGCCGAAGCUGAGGUAGCGGCAGAAGAUGCCGAAGAUAUAAAGAAUUCAGAUUCUUGCAAAAAUGGUGGCCAGUUUACCGAUGGCACCUGCAAGUGUAAGGGCUGGGAAGGUGCAGACUGUGGAUUACCUAUAUGCAUGAAUGGCGGAAUCAGAGAAAAUGGUGUGUGUAUCUGUUCUCCAAACACUUUCGGAAAAUUCUGUGAAGAAGUUCAACCACUUCAUCUGGCCUUCAUUUUGGAUUCUGUUGGUAAAGAUGAUACAGCUUUCAAUUCAUCAAUCACAGCAAUACUGGAGCUUACGGGCCUUUACAACAUGGAAGAGCUACAAAUCAUGCUUACUGAUAACGCUUAUGAAUUCACAUUGAAUCGCAAUUUUGUUAGCUAUACAAGAAAUUCACUCUAUUCCACUCUCACCCAGCUGUUCCCUUAUCGAGACGAUACGGGUGAUAUAAAACUUGAUGAUGUAUUCUCUACUAUUAGGAGUAAUGCUGUGGACCUCAAUUUAACUUCUUCUAACAACUAUGUAUUCUACGUUACACAAUCAGGAGGAAAGCUACAAGAUUCAACAAUCUUGGAUGAUCUGAGGCAAAAUCACAGCUUCACGAUAAGUUGCAUCGCUGUGUCGGCAUAUGAUCGCACCCUUCCCUCUUCCACCCUCGACGAGUUGGCAGCAAUUGGAGUCACGAAAACCGCUGAUAAUUGGUACACUGCCAUGAUGGAGAUGGCGAAUAUAACGCAGAAUGUCGAUAAUCCACCGCCGUCACCCCGUGGGUACUUUGAUGCCUUUAUGAGCCAUGAUUUCGUCUAUAUGUAG
This is a messenger RNA of Haemonchus placei, 2691 nucleotides long. Lineage: Eukaryota; Metazoa; Nematoda; Chromadorea; Rhabditida; Trichostrongylidae. The record is from the annotation of a GenBank genome assembly.